Candida dubliniensis CD36 is the source of this 2304-nucleotide messenger RNA. RefSeq names its product DEAH-box ATP-dependent RNA helicase. Lineage: Eukaryota; Fungi; Ascomycota; Pichiomycetes; Serinales; Debaryomycetaceae. Gene Ontology annotation, cellular component: intracellular anatomical structure; spliceosomal complex. The coding region runs from base 1 to 2304 and encodes 767 amino acids. Gene Ontology annotation, molecular function: RNA binding; RNA helicase activity; ATP binding. The record is from RefSeq and is a predicted model, not a curated record. The transcript has a single exon.
AUGGCUAACGAGGAGAAAAGAUCAAACAAAAGACAGAAGUUAAUUGACAACUAUGAGGCUGAGAAAAUUGCUGAGGCAUCAGAAGAAUCUCUUAAAGCCCAUCCUCAUGCAUCGGACAAGAUUGAACUAAUCCACCAUGAUCAAGGAGAAUUCAAAGGGUUAACUCGUCACCAAACUACUGCCGAGCAAGCACAAAAGUUAGAAAAUGGACCGAAGAAUCCCUUUACUGGUCAUGAUUUCACCACAAAGUACUUUGAUAUAUUGAAAACAAGACGUGAUUUACCCGUACAUGCUCAACGAGCAGAAUUUUUGAAAAUCUUCCAUUCGACUCAAAUAAUGGUGUUUGUUGGGGAGACAGGGUCAGGUAAAACUACACAAAUUCCUCAAUUUGUAUUGUACGAUGAAAUGCCUCAUUUGACUGGUAAACAAGUUGCUUGUACCCAACCCAGAAGAGUUGCCGCCAUGUCAGUGGCUGCAAGAGUUGCUGAUGAAAUGGACGUUGAAUUGGGUGAAGAAGUUGGUUACAACAUUCGUUUUGAAAACAACAGUGGUCCUAAAACCAUUUUAAAAUAUAUGACUGAUGGUAUGUUAUUGAGAGAAGCCAUGGAAGAUCAUGAUUUGACAAGAUAUUCUUGUAUUAUAUUGGAUGAAGCCCAUGAACGUACAUUGGCCACAGAUAUUUUGAUGGGAUUAUUGAAACAAGUCAGUGUAAGAAGACCUGAUUUGAAAAUCAUCAUUAUGUCUGCUACUUUAGAUGCAGAGAAAUUCCAAAACUAUUUCAAUAAUGCUCCUUUGUUGGCUGUGCCUGGUAGAACCCAUCCAGUAGAAAUUUAUUACACACCAGAGUUUCAACGUGACUAUUUGGAUGCAGCUAUUAGGACCGUGUUGCAAAUCCAUGCCACUGAAAGUGAAGGGGAUAUAUUGUUGUUUUUAACUGGUGAAGAGGAAAUUGAAGAUGCAUGUAGGAAGAUCUCCCUUGAAGGUGAUGAAUUAGUCAGAGAACAAAAUUGUGGUCCCCUUAAGGUUUAUCCUUUAUAUGGUUCAUUGCCACCCCAUCAGCAGCAAAGAAUUUUUGAACCAGCACCGAUAAAUCCUAAUCCAAAUGGUAGACCAGGUCGUAAAGUCAUUAUAUCAACAAAUAUUGCUGAAACUUCUUUGACUAUAGAUGGGAUAGUGUAUGUGGUUGAUCCUGGAUUCUCAAAGCAAAAAGUCUACAAUCCAAGAGUAAGAGUUGAAUCACUUUUGGUGUCUCCUAUAUCCAAAGCUUCUGCCCAACAAAGAGCUGGUAGAGCUGGUCGUACUAGGCCCGGUAAGUGUUUCCGAUUGUAUACCGAGGAAGCUUUUAAAAAGGAGUUAAUUGAACAAUCAUAUCCAGAAAUCUUGCGUUCCAACCUUAGUUCAACAGUUUUAGAAUUGAAAAAGUUGGGUAUUGAUGAUUUAGUUCAUUUUGACUUUAUGGACCCUCCAGCACCAGAAACUAUGAUGAGAGCUUUGGAAGAAUUAAAUUAUUUGCAAUGUUUAUCUGACGAAGGAGAUUUAACCGCCUUGGGUAGAUUAGCAUCACAAUUCCCAUUGGAUCCUAUGCUUGCAGUAAUGUUGAUUGGAUCUCCAGCAUAUUCAUGUUCUGAAGAAAUCUUAACCAUUGUUGCCAUGUUGAGUGUCCCCAAUGUAUUUGUGCGUCCAGCACUGGCAAGAAAGAGAGCAGACGAAGCCAAAUUGGCUUUUGCCCAAGCCGAUGGUGAUCAUUUAACUUUGAUCAAUGUUUAUGAAGCUUUCAUAUCUCCUGAGGCUAGUGAAAUAGGAACUCACAAAUGGUGUCGUGAUAAUUUCCUUUCCUAUAGAUCUUUAACUUCAGCUAAAAAUGUGAGAAAUCAAUUACAAAGACUCAUGCAAAAAUAUGAUUUACAAUUAAUCUCACAAUAUAAUCAAGUCCCUGAAUUUGAGUAUUGGGAAAAUGUUAAAAAGGCAUUAGUUGCUGGAUUUUUCAUGCAAGUUGCUAAGAAAAAGCUGGGUAAUAAAGGAUAUCUUACUGUAAAGGAUAAUCAAGAUGUUUUGAUUCAUCCUUCCACUGUACUUUCUAAAGAAGGUGAGUGGUUGAUUUAUAAUGAGUUUGUUUUAACAUCCAAGAAUUACAUAAGAACUGUUACCGUGGUUAAACCAGAAUGGUUAGUGGAAAUAGCACCUAAAUAUUACAACUUGGACCAUUUCGCCAAGGGAGACGUCAAGUUAAGUCUAGAAAGAGUUGUCGAAAGAGUUGGUAAUAUGAAGAAGUUGGAUAAGAAGAAGAAAAAAAGUAAAAAUUGA